Messenger RNA from Caenorhabditis elegans, 984 nucleotides. The record is from the annotation of a RefSeq genome assembly. NCBI's taxonomy places the organism in Eukaryota, Metazoa, Nematoda, Chromadorea, Rhabditida, Rhabditidae.
AUGUGCUCAGAAAUCUUAAAUGACGAUAUUUUUAAAAAUGCAAUUCAUAUUCUCUCCGCAAUUGAAGUUCCCGUUCACAUAUUUGGAGCCUAUAUUAUCAUAACAAAGAUUCCAGUCAAAAUGAAAACAGUCAAGACAAAUCUGUUUUUUCUUCAUAGUAUUGGCGCAGUUUUCGAUGUGGGAUUCAGCUUUAUUUUUAUACCAGUGUUCAAUUUCCCCGUCUUUGCUGCCUAUCCGCUUGAGUUUACAUUUGGAAUUUCGACUGGAGUGUUAAUUUAUUUUGGCGUCUCGUUCGAUGCAGUUGUCGGAGUAACUGUCCUUUUGUUUUUCGAGGAUAGAUACCAUCAUAUAGUCAAUGGCCAUAUGCGACUAUUAUACGCAUUCCUGCAUUAUUUAUUUGGGCUGACUUUUAUUGCUCCAAGUUUUUUGAACAUUCCAAACCAGACUAUCGGAAAAUUAGAAAUAAAAGCGAAAAUUCCGUGCAUUCCCGAUGAAGUUCUCAAUCGACCUGACUACUUUGUAGUAACAACCGAUAGCACUGUUUUUAGCAUUUGCUUUUGCUCAGUGAUUUGUCUUAUUGGGCUUCCUGUAACCUAUUAUAUAGUUUUCACUUGUUGGCAUUUACUGAAUCAAAAAUCGCAGUCUCGAGCCACUUCUCGACUUCAGCUGCAAUUUUUUGUGGCCCUAUGCGUUCAAAUAUUCAUUCCAGUUAUGUUACUCACGAUUCCUAUAACAUACAUUAUGCUGUCUUCCUGGUUAUAUUACCAUAGUCAAGCAUUGAAUAAUUUGUCACUGCUGGCAAUGGCAUGUCACGGAGUUCUUUCUACAUUGACCAUGCUUAUUGUACAUAAACCUUAUCGUCAUGCAACUCGUGACAUAUUUUUCAUAAAGCAAAAGUUGGUGAGCAAUCAGUGGGCAUUUAACAACUCUCGACAAAGCAGAGCAAUAACUGUAAUCGCCGAAAAAAGAAUCGGUUUCAAUUGA